This is a messenger RNA of Oryzias melastigma (Indian medaka), 3978 nucleotides long. RefSeq names its product AT-hook transcription factor (gene akna). The record is from RefSeq and is a predicted model, not a curated record. The transcript has 25 exons. Bases 452 to 3931 code for a protein of 1159 amino acids. Gene Ontology annotation, cellular component: centrosome. Gene Ontology annotation, biological process: neuroblast delamination; neuroblast division in subventricular zone; epithelial to mesenchymal transition. Lineage: Eukaryota; Metazoa; Chordata; Actinopteri; Beloniformes; Adrianichthyidae.
UAUUUGACAGCGAGUUUGUGCCUUAGUUACUGUUUGUCUGCCCCCGACCUAAAUCAGUGCCACGCUCCGAGAAAUGAUAAUUAGCGCUCAAAACGAGCAGGAGCGCCGCUUCGUCGGAGAAAUGAACUCAUUUUCCGGUUUCUGCUGACAGGCCCUGUGCUCUGAAGCUGUACACAACAAUCGGAGGAACCCCCCCUCUGCGAGGGAUUAAAGCAGCUCAGUCCCACCCCUCCAUCUGACACAAAUCCAAAGCUCUCCUGGGACGGGCAGAGCAACAGCAGACCCGGUUCUCCUGCCCAGCAGAGGAAUCCCCCAUGGCUGUGGGAGCGCCCAGCAGCUCGUCUUCUUCUGCCGAGACUUCCAAAGUGCUCCUCCUUUUUCUAGCUGGAGAAGAUGCACUCGCUUCCUUGGCCCUGCUGAGCCAAACAGGCUGCUUUUAGAAGAGAGGCGCAUGGAAAGAAGAGCAAAAACCAUUGCGGGGGUCUCUUUUUGGACCCCCGCUCCACUACGGGCAUCACCCAGCAGCACUGAGGACUCAGAAGAUGGAUGGGAGGAGGAGGAGGAUGGAGAGCAGGCUCAGAGAGAGAAGGACUUUGUCAGACUCAUGGAUGUAAAUGGCAUCAUUGGCCUGCCGGAGUCUGUGGGGGAGAUGCUGUCACCUGCUGACCCCAAACCAGCAGAGGAAGAUCUUCAGCCGACACAUGGUGACUUGGCGAGUCUUACAGAGGAGAGAGAGCAGAGGAGGAGCAGAGAGGAGCAGAGGAAGAGCAGAGAGGAGCAUCCUCUCAGUGGAGUUUCCCAAUCCUCCACCAUAGACUAUCUUUGGGACCAGCUCCUUCAUUCCUCUGCAGUCCCAGAAAUCGCCGCAGAGCCGUUCCCUGAGUCCAGCGGCAGCGACUCCAGCCUCAAGUCGGACUCUGCUGGAGCUUCACCCCGACCAGCAACCCCCUCCUCUGAACACACCAGCUGCAGGUCCAGCUCUGGAGUCGGUGAACUGCAGACCUCCUCACCCUGCAAGCCAAGAACUCACUGUCCCAACAACAAACUCUCUAAGACCUCAAGAGCCUUCAACCAGUUCAAGACUGACUCUGGAUCCAAACAGCAGAACCCAAAAGAGCCUGCUGCUGAACCCAGAAAAGGAGCUCAGAAUUAUCCCUCACCGGACCUCUCCAAGGUGGAGCCCAGAGUCUGUUUCCCCAAAGGAGUGUAUAAGCCCCCCAGGAGCAGAAAAGCCUGGAGGACGUCGGCGUCGCCGGAGCCUCCCUUAAUGUUUAAAUCUCCCGCUGAAAUAGUAAAAGAAGUCUUACUUAACAGCCCGGCUGGUCCCUGGACCCCCCAGGAGGGUAACAUAUCAGGGACGGUGACCUCCACCGUUCCCCCUGAGUUCAGGUGCAGACGGCAGGCCUCCGCUCUGCUGGAACAACUCCAGGAAGAACACGACCGACUGCUGACCAGGUACGCCGAGGCCGAGAACACCAUCGACCGUCUGCGCCUGGAAGCCAAGGUGAACCUGUACGCCGACCCUCCAAAAGCAGGCCGCGUUCCACCUUCAGGACCAAACCACGCGCCUUUUAAACCCUUAAACCUGGAUUUUUCUGGGGCUCAGAUCAUCUCUCCUUCCCGCUGCUGCAGUCAACAGGAGGGUUCAGACGGCCGGCCUCUCAGCAGAAAAGGAGAACCUCAGCAGCUCGCAGAUUCCCUCUUCAGCCAGACUGAGAAGUUCCUCCAGCAGCUGCAAACCUUUGAGAAUCUCCUAAAGAGGGAAAAACUCAAACCUGCAGAAAAAACAAAGGGACUCUGCCAGCUUGCUGAAGGUCUGGACUCUCUGGAGAGUGGAUACCUCUUAGCUCUGGAUGAACACAAACGGCUACAGCGGAGCGGCGGAGAAAUCUCCCCCUUAGACCCUGAUCGCGAGCUGGAAGGGCUGAUUUUUAGGUGUGAGCUUCAUCUGGAGGAGCUGAGGGAGCAGGUGGAACACUCACUCGCCUCUGAGAGGGAGGAGACCCCGACUCCACAGAGUCCGCCUUAUGUCUCUGCGGUUCAUCGAGCUAAAGCAGCCAUGGAGGUGGGGGGCUCAGCCCGUAAACUGAGUGAAGCCAAGGAGGGGGUUGGUGAAGAAACUCUGCGUUUUCCGUACCUCAGGCCUUGGAUUGACGAGCACAGAUCCACGAUCCAGGACUUCCCAAUGGAUCGCCAUCGGGGCCGUCCUGAAGUCGACCCCCUCUCUGCUGCCUUCAGAACAGACCUGCAGCGUGGAGACGUUGAAGCAGAGCAGCGAGCUGACAGAGAUGAUUCACAGAGACCAACUUCAGACCAACAGGAUCAUGACAGCGGCUCAGGGAAACGCUUCAGUCCCAGGUCCAGGCUUCCAGCGUGCAGCCAGACCUCCAGGCUCCCCGUUCCUCUGGGCAAUCUCAUCAGGAGGCUGGAGUCCCAGAGCAGCAGCCUGAGCAGCCUGGCUGAUGCGGAACCGCCAGGAAACAGGAGCGUGAAGGCUGGCGGGACCAGAAGAGUCACCGCACAGGACGGGGUCGUCUCUCCAGAGACCGACAGCGGGUUUGUGGGUUCAGAGAGCGGCCGGCUCGCUCCUGCUGCAGCUCCCUGCUCUGUCCACCAGAGGGCCACAGAGAGCAGAAUCUCAGCACUUCUAGAGGAGAAACCAGCUGCCAUUCACGUUCCCUCCUCGCCAUUCAGUCGGGUGGUUCCGAAGCCCAGAGGGGAUCCACUGGAAAAAAGGACCAGAUCGGGUCAGAGGAGGCGCACCUGUUCCCAGCAGAACAGGGUCAGCGAGGUAGAACCCAGCAGAGCUGGCAGUGGAUCCAGUGAUAGUGCAGCCUCAGAAUCUGAAGUGGAGCAGAGCAACACGGGAACCCUCAACUCCCUCCACACCCCCCGCUCAGGCUCCUCCAGCACCACGCUGCGUCACCACGGCGACUCUCUGAGAGCCAGGAGCUCCAGCCAGGCUGCAGACGCUGCGAUCCAGACGCUGCAGGCUGAGGUGAGCCGACUGAAGGACAGAGUGGAGAUCUGCAUGAGGAACCAGAGGCCUCCCCGCUCUGACGGAGCAGCUCCUCAUACUCACCACUGCAGUCAAACCAGCGCCUCAACACCUCACUCCAGGUCUACAGAAACGUGGAGCCAUGUCAGACAAACGGAGGAUGAGGGUGAAGAUGAACAAAGACCAAAAACUCAGGAAAAAUCAACUUCUGCACAAAGAAAAAGGCCUCAACACAACUUCUCGCCGAGCUCAGACGGGCAGUUCCCCCCACCGCCUCAGUCCUCCAGUCAAACGUCUGCAGCGUCCGGCCGCUGUCGCACAGCUGCCGUCCACAGCAAAACCACGCAGACCUGGCAGAGGCCCGUCUGUGACCGAACGGAUGACGGCUCAGACCAGCAUCAUCUUUGUCUUCGCUGCUUGUCGAGUCUCAGAGGACGCUCUGAGACCUUCACUGGUGUGUCUUCUCCAAUUGGACCUCUGGGUGGCGACAGAGAGCAGAGGUGGCCAUCCUGUCUUCAUCUAUGUGGACCCAGAGACGGACUCAGACAGAGAGACUAUCAUAGAGGAGAAGAGGUUCCGUCACCUGUGAGGUCCCGAGCAGAAGACUCUCCCGAUGGAGCAGCGAGCAGCUCAGCUGAUCCUGUACGGCUGCACCGCUGCAGACCUGUGCACCCCCCGCAGCUCCUCUUGUACUCCUCGCCGGUUUUCCUGCUGCCCACCAGCAUCCCAGAUGAACCCCGGGGGGCCCAAGGCUCCGAUGACAGGAAGGGGAGGAGCCGGAGGUGCUGGGAGGCGGACCGGCGCCUGGACAGUUCUCUGAGCAGAGCCAUCAGAGCGGCCCGGGUCAUGAAGAUCACCUCCAGACACAUGGCCCACGCUCUGGCUGCAGGCCUGCAGCACCAGCAGCUGCUGGCUCAGUCCUGCAGCUACUAGUUAACAGAGUGGAGACUCACCAAGUCAAUAAAAACUCUGUAAGACUC